Messenger RNA from Myiozetetes cayanensis, 2200 nucleotides. RefSeq lists its product as uncharacterized. NCBI's taxonomy places the organism in Eukaryota, Metazoa, Chordata, Aves, Passeriformes, Tyrannidae. The transcript has 2 exons. The record is from RefSeq and is a predicted model, not a curated record. The annotation marks the transcript as partial.
AUGGGAGGUGGCAGCGUGGGAGGUGACACUGUGGGAGGUGAUGACAUCACCGUGGGGGGUGACACCGUGGGAGGUGACACCAAGGGGGGUGAUGACAUCACCAUGGGGGGUGACACCGUGAGAGGUGACACCGAAGCAGGAGAUGUCACCAUCAUGGGAGGUGUCACUGUUGGAGGUGCCCAUGAGGGAGGUGACACCACGGGAGGUGACACUGUAGGAGGUGACACCGAAGUUGAAGGAGGCGUCACCAUUGGAGGUGCCACCACCGUGGGAAAUGUCACCAUUGGAGAUGUCACCAUGGGAGGUGACACCAUUGGAGAUGUCACCAUUGGAGAUGUCACCAUUGAAGAUGCCACCACUGUGGGAGGUGUCACCAUUGGAGCUGUCACCAUGGGAGGUGCCACCACCGUGGGAAGUGUCCCUGAGGCAAAUGUCACCACUGGAGAUGUGACUGUGGGAGAUGUCACCGUUGGGGAUGUCACCAGGCGAGAUGUCACCACCGUGGGAGAUGAUGCCAUAGGAGAUGUCAUCAUGGGAGGUUUCACCACCGUGGGAAAUGCCACCGUGGGACGUGCCACCACUGGAGGUGCCACCGUUGGAGAUGUUAUCAUUGGAGCUGUCACUGUGAGGGAUGUCACUGUUGGAAAUGUCACCGUGGGAGAUGUCACCACUGUGGGAGGUGUCACUGUGGGAGGUGACACCACGGGAGAUGUCACCAUUGGAGAUGCCACCGUGGAGGCACCAUGGAGGCUGACACCACGGGAGGUGCCACCACCGUGGGAAGUGUCCCUGAGGAAAAUGUCACCACUGGAGAUGCCACUGUUGGAGGUGUCACCACUGGAGAUGUCACCAAGGGAGAUCUCACCAAGGGAGAUGUCACCAAGUGACACCACUGGAGGUGACACCAUUGAGGAUGUCACCAUUGGAGAUGUCACCGUGGGAGGUGCCACCGCCGUGGGAAAUGUCCCUGAGACAAAUGUCACCAUUGGAGAUGUCACCAUUGGAGAUGCCACCACUGUGGGAGGUGUCACCAUUGCAGAUGUCACCAUGGGAGGUCACUCUCUGGGAGGUGCCACCGCCGUGGGAAGUGUCCCUGAGGCGAAUGUCACCGCUGGAGAUGCCAUCAUUGAGGGAGGUGACACCAUUGAGGAUGUCACCGUUGGAGAUGUCAUUGUUGGAGAUGUCACCAUUGUGGGAGGUGUCACUGUGGGAGGUCACACUGUGGGUGGUGUCACCACCGUGGGAAGUGUCCCUGAGGAAAAUGUCACCAUUGGAGAUGUCACCAUUGAAGAUGUCACCAUGGGAAGUGACACCAUUGGAGGUGUCACCAUGGGAGGUCACUCUCUGGGAGGUGCCACCAGCGUGGGAAGUGUCCCUGAGGCAAAUGUCACCAGUGGAGAUGUCACCGUGGGAGAUGUCACCAUGGGAGGUGACACCACUGUGGGAAAUGUCCCUGAGGAAAAUGUCACCAUUGGAGAUGUCACCAAGCGAAAUAUCACUGUCGAGGGAGGUGCCACCACUGGAGAUGUCACCGUUGGAGAUGUCACCAAGGGAGAUCUCACCGUGGGAGGUGUCACCACCAUGGGAAGUGUCCCUGAGGAAAAUGUCACCACUGGAGAUGCCACUGUUGGAGGUGUUGCCACUGGAGAUGUCACCAUUGGAGAUGUCACCAUGGGAGGUGUCACCACUCAGGAAGGUGACACCAUUGGAGGUGCCACCACCGUGGGAAGUGUCCCUGAGGAAAAUGUCACCAGUGGAGAUGCCACUGUUGGAGAUGUCACCAUUGGAGAUGUCACCAAGGGAGAUGUCACCAUGGGAGGUGCCACCACCAUAGGAAAUGUCCCUGAGACAAAUGUCACCAUGGGAGAUGUCACUGUGGGAGGUGCCACCACUGCAGAUACCACCGUGGGUGGUGUCGAUGUCACCACGGGCGGUGUCGAUGUCACCGUGGGCAGUGUCGGUGUCACCGUGGGAGGUGUCGAUGCCACCAUGGGCAGUGUUGAUGUCACCAUGGGCGGUGUUGAUGUCACCAUGGGCAGUGUUGAUGUCACCAUGGGAGGUGUCGGUGCCACCGUGGGCGGUGCCACCGCUGUCCCCUCGGUGUCCCCUCAUGUCCAGGCUGUGCUGGGCCCGAGCUGGGGGGUCCCUCAGGGCCGGGGGGGUCCGGGGGGGUCCAACGGUGUCACCAUGGCUGGACACG